AUGAGCGCGGCGGGGGGGGCAGCUGGGGCGCGGCCCCUCAGCUCGGCGACCCCGGGUUCCCGGGGCACUUCGCGCCCGCGCCAGCGCCCGCCCGCGAGCCACCAGUACCUGGGGUCGCACAACCCGCAGCUCGGGCACAGCGAGGCUCAGAAGCGGGUCCUGGACCUGGAGAAGAGCCUGCAGUUCCUGCAGCAGCAGCACUCGGAGACGCUGGUCAAGCUCCACGAGGAGAUCGAGCACCUGAAGCGGGAGAACAAGGAUCUCCACUACAAGCUAAUAAUGAAUCAGAAGCCACAGAAGAAAGGCAGCCUCUCCACUUCAAGCUUUCAGUCCAUCAAGUCCAUUUCGAACUCGACGGUGUCAGCCAGCUCUCAAAACAAGGCCAGACCUCAGCCCAGCUCCUUCAAGAAGCAAGACUUGAAAGCUGACGUCCCCCAGAAAACAGACCUGGAGGAAGAGCCCCUUAGUGCUGCCCUGUUUCACCACAGCAAGCUGGACAGAGUCCCUGGGGCACAGAGGCAGGCCAAAGACGAGGAAACAGAGACCUCUAAUCCAGGAGCUGCCUCGGUGGGGGGCAGCCAGGUGCCAGGAGCACCUCCAUCAGCAAGCUUGCCCCUGCACCUGCGCAAGCCCACCACGCUGCAGCAGUGCGAGGUGGUCAUCCGCCAGCUGUGGAACGCCAACCUCCUGCAGGCCCAAGAGCUGCAGCACCUCAAGUCCCUCCUGGAAGGGAACCAAAGGCCCAAGCCUGCCCCCGAGGAGACUGGGCCCAGCUUUCCCAAGGACCAGGAGGCCAUGCAGUUACCCAAGGUUGCCAACAAGGGACUCUCUAAGAAAUGCCUGAUUCUGAGCCCAGUGCCUAUGGCGGAGCGCUCCAUCCUGCCUGCGCUGAAGCGGAGCCUGAAGAGCAACUUUGCUGAGCGGCAGAAAAGGCUGCAGGUGGUACAGAGCCGGCGCCUGCACCGCUCGGUGCUCUGAACCCUGCUGGACCGCCAUGUGGCUCGGCAGUGGCAACCAGCUCUCUCUAUAGCAUUACAAGAGUUCUAAUACUUUUAAGCCAAGCUAAAUUCUGAGAUAAACAAUAUUGGACAGAUAAAGUACUUGAUCUCAAAAUUGAGAAACUGUUUAUUUUCUUGCUAUUAUUUCUAUUCUGCAUUUACACAGAAGCACAUGAAAUAAGUAUUAACUCUACUUGUUGAAGACUGAAAAUAAAGCUUGUUUCUCCAA
Messenger RNA from Galeopterus variegatus (Sunda flying lemur), 1227 nucleotides. It is a transcript of the gene CCDC74B, whose product is annotated as coiled-coil domain containing 74B. The record is from RefSeq and is a predicted model, not a curated record. Lineage: Eukaryota; Metazoa; Chordata; Mammalia; Dermoptera; Cynocephalidae. The transcript is spliced from 8 exons. The coding region runs from base 1 to 978 and encodes 325 amino acids.